GAAGGUAGAGCACCAUCCACAGGAUCUGAGAGCAAGGAAGCUGAGGGAGAGAGAGAGGGAGAGAGAGACAGGAGCAGCGCUGAAUCUUCUGUCACUCUCUCUCACUCCACCGUGAGAGCUACAGGACUCAUGCUGUCCUCCAGCACACCCACACACACACACUGAGAGAGAGAGAGAGAGAGAGAAGACACUGAAACACACUGAAGAGAAAACGGAAGGAUUUUCUGAUUUCUCCUGAGGAGCUGCAAAUAACCCUCGGAGAAGGAUGGCAGAGGGAGAGGGGGGAGAUGAAGAGAUACAGUUUCUACGGACGGAAGACCAAGUUGUGCUCCAGUGCACCGCUACUGUUCUGAAGGAGCAGAUCAAACUAUGUCUUUCCUGUGAAGGCUUCGGGAACCGUCUGUGUUUUCUAGAGACAACGUCAAAUGCCCAGAAUGUGCCGCCUGAUCUGGCAAUCUGUGCCUUUGUACUGGAGCAGUCGCUGUCAGUACGAGCCCUGCAGGAGAUGCUGGCCAACACCGUGGAGAUGAACGAGGCAGUCGAUUUGGAUAAAUGGUCAUCUCAGGGAGGGGGACACCGAACGCUGCUCUAUGGCCACGCCAUCCUCCUGAGACACUACCACUCUAGCAUGUAUCUCAGCUGCCUGACGACAUCACGUUCACUCACAGACAAGCUGGCCUUUGAUGUGGGCCUGCAAGAGGAUUCUACAGGGGAAGCAUGUUGGUGGACCAUCCAUCCUGCAUCCAAACAGAGGUCAGAGGGUGAGAAGGUCAGGGUAGGAGAUGACCUGAUCCUGGUUAGCGUGUCAUCAGAGAGAUACCUACAUCUGUCAUACGCCAGCGGGGACCUGAUGGUAGAUGCCUCCUUUAUGCAGACAUUAUGGAACAUGAAUCCAGUCUGCUCAGGCUGUGAGCUGGCAGAGGGGUACUUAACUGGAGGUCAUGUCUUAAGAUUGUUUCAUGGUCACAUGGAUGAGUGUCUGGCCAUCUCAACACCUGAUCAGGGAGAGGAACAGCGCAAGAUUGCACAAUAUGAAGGAGGGGCGGUAUGCAGUCAGGCCCGUUCAUUAUGGAGACUUGAGCCUCUGAGAAUUGGUUGGAGCGGUAGCCACAUGAAGUGGGGCCAGGCUUUCCGUGUACGCCACAUCACAACGGGUCGGUACCUGUGUCUGGAUGAGGAGAAAGGGCUGAUGGUUCUGGAUCCAGAGAAAGCCAACACCAAAUUGUCUGCCUUCUGUUUCCGUGCAUCAAAGGAGAAAGUGGAGGGGGCUCAGAAGAAGCGAGACGUGGAAGGAAUGGGUGUUCCUGAGAUCAAGUAUGGCGAGUCCAUGUGUUUUAUGCAGCAUCUUUCCACAGGGUUGUGGCUCACAUACGCUGCUUUAGAUGCUAAAGCGGCUCGCCUGGGAACCAUGAAGAGAAGGGCCAUACUACAUCAAGAGGGCCAUAUGGAUGAUGCACUGACCUGCUCUCGCUCUCAGAUGGAAGAGUCUCAAGCUGCUCGUAUGAUCUACAGCACCACGGGCCUUUUUACACAGUUUAUCAAAGGUCUGGACUCUUUGAGUGGGAAGAACAAAUCCCCCGGUCCGGUGUCCCUGCCAUUGGACGGAGUGAUCCUGUCCUUGCAGGAUCUGAUCCAUUAUUUCCGGCCUCCAGAGGAGGAGCUGGAACACGAGGAGAAACAGACCAAGCUGCGCUCUCUACGCAACCGACAGAACCUCUUCCAAGAAGAGGGGUUGAUCACCAUCGUGCUGGAGUGUAUCGACCGCCUGAAUGUCUACAACACUGCUGCACACUUCUCUGAGUUUGCCGGAGAGGAAGCUGCUGAAUCCUGGAAAGAGAUUGUCAACCUGCUUUAUGAACUGCUUGCGUCGCUGAUUAGAGGAAACCGUUCUAACUGUGCUCUGUUUUGCGAUAACCUGGACUGGCUGGUUAGUAAACUGGAUCGUCUGGAAGCCUCUUCAGGCAUCCUAGAGGUGCUGUAUUGUGUUUUGAUUGAAAGUCCUGAAGUCUUGAACAUCAUUCAGGAGAAUCACAUCAAGUCAAUCAUUUCUCUCUUGGACAAGCACGGACGAAACCAUAAGGUUUUAGAUGUAUUGCGUUCUCUGUGUGUGUGUAACGGUGUCGCUGUGAGGUCCAAUCAAAACCUCAUCACAGAAAAUCUGCUUCCGGGCCGUGACCUCCUGCUGCAGACUAACAUCGUUAACUAUGUAUCAAGCGUGAGGCCCAAUAUCUUCUUGGGGACUUGUGAAGGUUCUACACAGUAUAAGAAGUGGUACUAUGAGGUGAUGGUAGACUAUGUGGAACCAUAUGUGACAGCUCAGGCUUCCCAACUGCGUGUUGGCUGGGCUCUGACUGAGGGCUUCAGUCCGUACCCAGGAGGAGGAGAGGGUUGGGGUGGCAACGGUGUGGGUGAUGACCUAUAUUCUUAUGGCUUUGAUGGCCUUCAAUUGUGGUCAGGUCAUGUGUCACGUCAGGUUGCUUCGCCCAACCAGCACAUCCUGGCAGCAGAUGACGUUGUGAGCUGCUGUCUGGAUCUGAGUGUGCCCAGUAUCUCCUUCCGUAUCAAUGGCCAUCCAGUCCAGGGAAUGUUUGAGAACUUCAACUUAGACGGCCUCUUCUUUCCCGUCAUUAGCUUCUCUGCUGGAGUGAAAGCUCGCUUCCUUUUGGGUGGUCGCCAUGGGGAUUUUAAGUUUUUGCCCCCUCCUGGUUACGCACCAUGUUAUGAAGCUCUUCUCCCCAAAGACAGAAUGCGCAUUGAGCCCAUUAAGGAGUAUAAACAUGACUUUGGUGGAGUCAGAAACCUGCUGGGCCCCACGCAGUCCCUCACGCACACCUCAUUCACUCCCUGUCCUGUUGACACUGCCCAGAUUGUUCUACCUCCUCAUUUGGAGCGGAUCAGAGAGAAGCUUGCAGAAAACAUCCAUGAACUCUGGGCUGUGACUCGUAUUGAGCAGGGUUGGACCUAUGGAGUGUUCAGGGAUGAUAAUAAGAAGUUGCACCCAUGUCUAGUGGACUUUCAGAGUCUUCCAGAACCCGAGAGGAAUUAUAACCUCCAGAUGUCUGGAGAGACCUUGAAAACCCUCUUAGCUUUGGGCUGCCAUGUAGGCAUGGGAGAUGAGAAAGCAGAGGAGAAUCUGAGGAAGAUCAAAUUGCCCAAAACUUAUGUGAUGAGCAGUGGGUACAAACCUGCUCCUCUAGACCUCAAUCAUGUCAAACUGACGCCCAAUCAGAACCAGUUGGUAGAGAAGUUGGCAGAAAAUGGGCAUAAUGUUUGGGCACGGGACAGAGUGAGACAAGGAUGGACCUACAGCAUUGUGCAGGACAUUUUUAAUAAGCGUAACCCUCGUCUGGUGCCAUACAACCUGCUGGACGAGAGAACCAAGAAGACCAACAGAGACAGUGUGAAUAAUGCUGUGCGCACUCUGAUUGGCUAUGGAUACAACAUCGAGCCCCCAGAUCAGGAGAGCAGUGGUCAUGGUGUUGAGAACGCACGUGGAGAUAAAGUGCGUAUCUUCAGGGCAGAGAAGCAGUAUGCUGUUACCUCAGGGAAAUGGUACUUUGAGUUUGAGGCCGUAACCACAGGAGAGAUGAGAGUUGGCUGGGCUCGACCGAAUGUCCGCUCUGACGUUGAGCUUGGUUCUGAUGAGCUGGCCUAUGUCUUUAAUGGAAACAGGGCUCAGCGAUGGCACAUUGGUAAUGAUCCAUUUGGCCGUCAAUGGCAGUCUGGUGAUGUGGUCGGGUGCAUGAUAGACCUCACUGAAAUGAACAUCAUGUUCACUCUUAAUGGAGAGAUGCUGAUCAGCGAUUCUGGCUCUGAAAUGGCCUUCAAAGACAUUGAGAUUGGAGACGGUUUUAUUCCAGUCUGCACUUUGGGUCUUUCCCAGGUCGGCCGUAUUAACCUGGGUCAGAAUGUUAGCAGCCUCCGCUACUUUGCCAUCUGUGGGCUCCAAGAAGGCUUUGAGCCAUUCGCCAUCAACAUGAAGAGAGAUAUCACAAUGUGGUUCAGUAAGAGCCUCCCCCAGUAUGUUCCAGUGCCCACCGACCACAACCACAUUGAGGUCUCUCGUGUGGAUGGAACCGUAGACAGCGCCCCCUGUAUUAAAAUAACCCACAAGACUUUUGGAUCCCAAAAUGCCAACACAGACAUGCUGUUCUUCAGACUGAGCAUGCCUGUAGAGUUCCACCUGACAUUCAAGGUGCCUGCAGGCACCACUCCCCUCACACGAACCCUCACCAUCCCUGAAGAAGAGGUGCUGGAGGUGGACCCCGACUCUGACUUUGAGGUGCUGAAGAAGUCAGCCAGUCGCAAAGAGCAGGAGGAGAAGGAAAAGGAGCCAUCCGUGCCCAAAGAUAUCCUAAGCAUUAAGGAAAAUGACAAAGACACUGCAUCUGAGAAAGGAAAGAAGAAAGGCUUCCUGUUUAAAGCUAAAAAGGCAGCCAUGAUCACUCCUCCUCCACCUCCACCUAUUAUGCCCCGUUUGUUUGAGGAUGUGGUGCCUGACGAUCGUGACGACCCAGAGAUCAUCCUCAAUACGACCACAUACUAUUACUCAGUCCGUAUCUUCGCCGGUCAAGAACCUAGCGGGGUAUGGGUGGGUUGGGUCACCCCAGACUUCCACAUGUAUGAUCUCAACUUUGACCUCUCUAAGGUCCGCACUGUCACUGUGACUGUUGGAGACGACAAGGGCAACAUACAUGACAGUAUGAAGAGGAGUAACUGCUAUAUGGUGUGGGGAGGAGAGUUUGGCGGCAGCACCCAGCAGAGGUUCAGCCAGGAGGAUCUGGUGAUUGGUUGCUUGGUUGACCUGGCAACAGGUCUCAUGAAUUUCACAGCCAAUGGGAAAGAGAUCAACACUUUCUACCAGGUGGAGCCCAACACUAAGCUGUUCCCAGCUGUGUUUGUAUUGCCGACCAGCCAGAACAUGCUGCAGCUGGAACUCGGAAAACUCAAGAAUAUCAUGCCUCUUUCGGCAGCCAUGUUCCGUAGUGAGCGCAAGAACCCGGUGCCCCAGUGUCCUCCUCGGCUGGAUGUUGAAAUGCUGACCCCUGUGAUCUGGAGCCGGAUGCCUAACCACUUCCUGAAUCCAAAAGUGGGGCGGGUGAGCGAGAGGCACGGCUGGAUGGUGGAAUGUACAGAGCCUCUCACCAUGAUGGCUCUGCAUAUACCUGAAGAGAACAGGUGUAUUGACAUCCUGGAACUGUCUGAGCAGCAUGACUUACUGAAGUUCCACUAUCACACUUUGAUGCUUUAUUGCGCUGUGUGCGCGUUGGGCAACAACCGUGUGGCCCAUGCCCUCUGCAGCCACGUGGACGAAUCACAGCUCUUCUACGCUAUUGAGAGCACCUACCUGCCUGGUCCUCUCCGCAGUGGCUUCUAUGACCUUCUCAUCAGUAUCCAUCUGGAGUCAGCCAAACGCAACCGCUUGGGAACCAAUCGUGAGUUUAUUGUUCCCAUGACAGAAGAGACGCUCAGCAUCACGCUUUUCCCAGAUGCAGAGGCGGCCAAUGACCUGCCAGGAGUUGGUCUCACGACCUGCCUCAGACCCAAGCUACACUUCUCCCCCAUCAACUUUGUGGGUACCGACCCAGAUUUGUACACCCUAAGCCCCAUAAUCCCUCUGCAGGAGCUAAAGACCAAGGCUCUAAGCAUGCUUACCGAAGCCGUGUUAGAUGGUAGCCAGGCCAUGCGCGAUCCUGUUGGGGGCAGUGUUGAGUUCCACUUCGUUCCUAUUCUCAAACUCAUCAGCACCCUCCUCAUUAUGGGCAUCUUCAACGAUGAAGACGUCAAGCACAUUCUCAAGAUGAUUGAUCCCAAUGUGUUUGGAAAGAAAGAGGAGGCAGGAGAGACAGAGGAACCAGGAGAGGAAGCUGCUCCCAAAGAGGAAGGAGAGGAGGUGAAGGAGAAAGAAGAAGCGGCUGAAGGAGAGGAGGAAGCCGUGGAUGAGGGAGUUGGGGAGGAGGAGGAGGAGGAUGAGGAGCUGAAAGCUCUGAAGAAGGAGGAGGGACAGGAAGGAGAAGAGGUUGAGAAGGCAGUAGAGGAGGAGGAGGGAGAGAAGGUGGAUGGAGAAACUGAGGAGGAAAAGGAGGCAGAAGAAGUAGGCGAGGGAGCCAAAGAGGAGGAAGAGGAGGCACCGGAGGAGGGACUACUUCAAAUGAAGCUGCCAGAGUCUGUAAAACUGCAGAUGUGUACCCUUCUACAGUAUUUCUGUGACUGUGAGCUCAGACACAGAGUUGAGGCUAUUUUGGCAUUCUCUGAUAAAUUCGUGCAGCAUAUCCAGUCAAACCAGCGUGAACGAUACAACGAACUAAUGAGAGCAUUUACUAUGAGUGCUGCAGAGACCGCUCGCAGGACCAGAGAGUUUCGCUCUCCUCCUCUAGAACAAGUUUUCCUGUUGACUAACUUCAAGCACAACCCUGAAGAAGAGGACUGCCCCGUGCCAGAGGAAGUGCGCGAAACCCUCCUGAGUUUCCACAAUGAGCUUCUGAAUCACUGUGGUGUCCAUGUAGAAGAAGAAGCAGAGGAGGAAGAGGUAGAAGCAUCUCUGAGAGGGAGACUGCUCAGUUUAGUGGAGAAGAUCAAGACCUUUAGGAAGAAAAAGGAGGAUGAGGAGCCAGAACCAGAGGAAGAGCCCAAACCUAGUACUUUACAGGAACUGAUAUCCCACACAAUGAUCCUCUGGGCACAGGAGUCCUUUAUUCAGAACCCUGAGCUGGUGCGGCUCAUGUUCAGUCUUCUUCACCGGCAGUAUGACGCACUGGGAGAGCUGAUCCGGGCCCUGCCAAAGGCCUAUGCCAUCAGCGCUGUGUCCGUACAGGACACAAUGGACCUACUGGAAUGCCUGGGACAGAUCCGUUCCCUUCUCAUCGUCCAGAUGGGCCCGGAAGAGGAGAGGCUUAUGAUUCAGAGCAUUGGGAACAUCAUGAAUAACAAGUUGUUCUACCAGCACCCUAACCUGAUGCGAGCCCUGGGCAUGCAUGAGACGGUCAUGGAGGUUAUGGUCAAUGUACUGGGAGGUGGAGGAGACUCUAAGGAAAUUCGAUUCCCGCAAAUGGUGACCAGUUGCUGUCGUUUCCUGUGCUACUUCUGCAGGAUCAGCCGUCAGAACCAGCGCUCCAUGUUUGACCACCUCUCAUACCUGCUGCAGAACAGUGGCAUUGGACUGGGGAUGCGUGGAUCUACUCCUCUGGAUGUUGCUGCUGCGUCUUGCAUCGACAACAACGAACUGGCACUGGCUCUGCAAGAGCAAGACCUUGAGAUGGUGGUGACUUAUCUGGCUGGAUGUGGCCUUCGGAUGUGCCCCAUGCUUCUGUCUAAAGGCUACCCUGACAUCGGAUGGAAUCCAGGUGGAGGAGAGAGAUAUCUGGACUUCCUACGUUUUGCUGUGUUUGUAAACGGUGAGAGUGUAGAGGAGAACGCCAACGUGGUUGUUCGUCUGUUGAUUCGUCGACCUGAGUGCUUUGGCCCCGCUCUGAGAGGAGAGGGUGGUGCAGGUCUGUUAGCUGCCAUCGAAGAGGCCAUUAAGAUCUCUGAGGACCCUGCCAGAGAUGGGCCAACUCCUAAAAAGGACAGACGUUUCAUGUUUGGAGGGGAGGAGCAACAUGAAGAGAACAGAUUGCAUCUUGGAAAUGCUAUCAUGUCAUUUUACUCUGCACUUAUUGACUUGCUAGGUCGCUGCGCUCCUGAGAUGCAUUUGAUCCAAGCAGGUAAAGGUGAAGCUUUGAGAAUCAGAGCCAUCUUGAGGUCUCUUGUACCCAUUGAAGACCUGGUGGGAGUCAUUAGCCUUCCUGUUCAGAUCCCCACCUUUGGCAAAGAUGGUCAGACUGUUGAGCCAAAAAUGUCAGCGAGUUUCGUGCCAGAUCACAAAGCCUCCAUGGUGCUUUUCUUGGACAGAGUCUACGGCAUUGAUAACCAGGACUUCCUGUUGCAUGUGCUAGAGGUGGGCUUCCUGCCCGAUAUGAGAGCCGCAGCCUCUCUAGAUACGGCGGCAUUCAGCACCACAGAGAUGGCUCUGGCUCUGAACCGUUACCUGUGCUCAGCUGUGCUUCCUCUGCUCACAAAGUGCGCCCCACUGUUCGCUGGCACAGACCACCGUGCCAUCAUGAUUGACUCAAUGCUGCACACCAUCUACAGACUGUCCCGUGGCCGUGCUCUUACCAAGGCUCAGAGGGAUGUCAUCGAGGACUGCCUUAUGUCUCUUGUCAAGUAUUUGCGGCCAUCUAUGUUGCAGCAUCUGUUGAGAAGGCUGGUGUUUGAUGUGCCAAUCUUAAACGAGUAUGCCAAGAUGCCCCUCAAGUUGUUGACCAAUCACUAUGAGCGCUGCUGGAAGUAUUAUUGCCUGCCAAAUGGAUGGGCGAACUUUGGAGUCACAUCAGAGGAAGAGCUGCAUCUCUCUCGCAAACUCUUCUGGGGCAUCUUUGAGUCCCUUGCACACAAGAAAUUUGAUGCAGAGCUGUUUAAGAUCGCCAUGCUCUGCAUCUGUGCCAUUGCGGGUGCCAUCCCUCCAGACUAUGUGGAUGCCAGCUAUUCAACUAUGACUGAGAAGAAAGCAUCUGUCGAUGCUGAGGGAAACUUUGACCCCAAACCAGUGGAGACAACAAACACCAUCAUUCCUGAGAGACUCGAUGCCUUCAUUAACAAAUAUGCUGAGCACACGCAUGAUAAAUGGGCCUUUGAGAAGAUCCAAAACAACUGGACAUAUGGUGAGGUUCUAGAUGAGAACAGCAAAACUCACCCCAUGCUGCGGCCAUACAAGACUUUCUCAGAGAAGGAUAAAGAGAUCUAUCGCUGGCCCAUUAAAGAGUCCAUCAAGGCCAUGCUGGCAUGGGAAUGGACUCUGGAGAAAGCCAGAGAUGGAGAAACUGAGAAAACUGAAGUGAAGGCCACCAGGAAGAUCUCCCAGACUGCUCAGGCCACCUAUGAUCCCAGCCAGGGAUACUCUCCCCAGCCAGUGGAACUGACAGGCAUGGCCUUGUCCAGAGAGCUACAAUCCAUGGCAGAGCAGCUUGCUGAGAAUUACCAUAACACUUGGGGCCGCAAGAAAAAGAUGGAGCUGCAAGCCAAGGGUGGUGGCACCCAUCCUUUGUUGGUACCAUAUGAUACAUUGACGGCCAAAGAGAAAACAAGAGACAGAGAGAAAGCCCAAGACCUGCUCAAAUUCCUUCAAUUGAAUGGAUACGCUGUCACCAGAGGGAUGAAGGACAUGGAACAGGAGAUUUCCUCCAUUGAGAAGCGUUUCGCUUAUGGGUUCCUGCAGAAGCUGUUGAAGUGGAUGGAGAUUGCCCAGGAGUUUAUUGCUCAUCUUGAGGCUGUUGUGAGCAGCGGACGAGUUGAGAAAUCCCCUCACGAACAGGAGAUUAAAUUCUUUGCCAAGAUUCUGCUUCCGUUGGUAAACCAGUACUUUAAGAAUCACUGCCUGUAUUUCCUGUCCACACCUGCUAAAGUCCUGGGCAGUGGUGGUCAUGCCUCCAACAAGGAGAAGGAGAUGAUUGCUAGUAUCUUCUGUAAGUUGGCCGGUCUGGUGAGACACAGGGUUUCCCUCUUUGGCACUGAUGCCUCAGCAGUGGUCAACUGUCUUCAUAUUCUUUCCCGCUCACUGGAUGCCAGAACUGUGAUGAAAUCUGGGCCUGAGAUUGUGAAGGCUGGUCUGCGCUCUUUCUUUGAGAGUGCUGCCGAUGAUAUUGAGAAGAUGGUUGAGAACCUUAAACUAGGGAAAGUGUCUACCAAAAACCAGGUGAAAGGUGUAUCUCAGAACAUUAGCUACACCACUACUGCUCUUCUGCCAGUGCUCACCUCUCUGUUCGACCACAUCGCCCAGCACCAGUUUGGAGAUGAUGUCAUGUUGGAUGACUUGCAGAUAUCCUGUUACCGUAUCAUGUGCAGUAUCUAUUCCCUGGGCACUGUAAAGACCCCUCAUGCUGAGAACCAAAGACCAGCUCUAGGAGAAUGUCUGGCUCAUCUGGCUGCUGCCAUGCCUGUUGCCUUUCUGGAGCCUCUCCUCAACGAGUUCAACACAUACUCAGUGUACACUACCAAAACCCCACGAGAGAGAACAAUCCUGGGUCUGCCCAGUCAAGUGCAGGAACUGUGUCUGGACAUCCCUGAGCUGGACGUGUUGAUGAAAGAGAUCGGGGAUCUGGCAGAGUCUGGGGCCCGUUACACAGAGAUGCCCCAUGUGAUUGAGAUCACCCUACCCAUGCUGUGCAACUAUCUGCCCCGCUGGUGGGAGAGAGGACCAGAGAACUUCCCAGAGCAGGAAGGCUGUCUGUGCACGGAUGUCACCUCGGAACAUCUCAAUCAGCUCCUGGGUAGCAUCAUGAAGAUUGUCGUCAAUAACCUGGGCAUUGAUGAAGCUUCCUGGAUGAAGAGAUUAGCAGUGUUUGCUCAGCCCAUUGUGAGCAGGGCGAAGCCUGAGAUGCUCAAGUCCCAUUUCAUUCCCACCAUGGAGAAGCUGAAGAAACGUUGUGGAAAGGUGGUGGCUGAGGAGGAUCAGCUGCGUAUGGAGGGGAAGGCAGAGGUGGACAGUGAGCAGGGAACCAUUCGUGAUGAGUUCGCUGUGCUCUGCAGGGAUCUGUAUGCUCUUUACCCGCUACUCAUCCGAUACGUGGACAACAACAGGGCGAGGUGGUUGACCUGUCCUGACCCUGAUGCUGAGGACCUCUUCAGGAUGGUUGGAGAAGUCUUUAUCUUCUGGUCCAAAUCACACAAUUUCAAGCGUGAGGAGCAGAACUUUGUGGUGAUGAAUGAGAUCAACAACAUGUCCUUCCUCACUGCUGACAGCAAAAGCAAGAUGAGCAAGGCCGGAGACGGAGAGGGUGGAGGCUCAGAUGUUGAGCGGACCAAGAAGAAGCGGCGUGGGGACCGUUAUUCCGUUCAGACCUCGCUGAUUGUAGCGGCCCUGAAGAAACUGCUUCCCAUCGGCCUCAACAUGUGCUCCCCUGCAGACCAAGAGCUCAUAAACAUGGCCAAGAUCCGCUACUCCCUGAAAGACACAGACGAAGAAGUGAGGGAGUUUCUGCAGAAUAACCUGCAUCUACAGGGAAAGGUUGAGGACCCAGCUAUGCGCUGGCAGAUGGCUCUGUAUAAGGAGACCUCAGGUAAAGCUGAAGACGCUGAUGCACCGGAGAAGGUUGUGAAGAGAGUUCAGGAAGUUUCGGCUGUUCUCUUCCACAUUGAGUUGACUGAGCAUCCAUUCAAGUCCAAGAAGAUGGUUUGGCACAAGCUUCUGUCCAAACAGCGUCGCAGGGCAGUAGUGGCCUGCUUCAGAAUGACACCGCUGUACAACAUCCCCAGGCACCGGGGAUCUAACAUGUUCCUUAAUGGUUACAAGCGCAAUUGGAUUGAAAAUGAGGGCUACUCUUUUGAAGACAAGAUGAUCGAUGACUUAUCUAAAGCAAUGGAGCAGGAAGAAGAAGAAGAGGAAGAAACCGAAUCAAAACCAGACCCCCUUCAUCAACUCAUCCUUCACUUUAGCCGCACAGCUCUCACCGAGAAAACUAAGCUUGAAGUGGAUCAUCUAUAUAUGUCAUACGCUGAUAUUAUGGCAAAAAGCUGCCACAUUGGUGAGGAGGACGAAGGGGGAGAGGAGGGGGGCGAGGAGCCAUCCUUUGAGGAGAAGGAGAUGGAAAAGCAGAGGCUUCUGUACCAGCAGUCCCGUCUACAUGACCGCGGAGCAGCUGAAAUGGUUCUGCAGAUGAUCAGUGCUUGCAAAGGUGAGACGGGAGCCAUGGUUUCAUCUACUCUCAAACUUGGCAUCUCCAUCCUCAAUGGUGGCAACAGUGCUGUUCAGCAGAGGAUGUUGGACUACCUGAAAGACAAGAAAGAUGUGGGCUUCUUCCUCAGCCUACAGGCUCUCAUGCAAACCUGCAGUGUUCUGGACCUGAAUGCGUUUGAGAGACAAAAUAAGGCAGAGGGUCUUGGAAUGGUGUCAGAGGAGGGCUCAAACAUCAAGCUAGAACGUGAAGAGAAAGUGAUGGCGGAUGAUGAAUUCACUUGUGACCUUUUCCGCUUCCUGCAGCUGCUCUGUGAAGGCCACAACAAUGAUUUCCAGAACUAUCUGCGCACACAGACAGGCAGCACAACUACGAUCAACAUCAUCAUCUGCACUGUUGACUAUCUGCUCAGACUGCAGGAGUCUAUCAGUGACUUCUACUGGUAUUACUCUGGGAAGGAUAUCAUUGAUGAACCAGGCAAGAGAAACUUUUCUAAGGCAAUGACGGUUGCUAAACAGGUUUUCAACAGCCUGACAGAGUAUAUCCAGGGGCCUUGCACUGGUAAUCAGCAGUCUCUGGCUCACAGCAGAUUGUGGGAUGCCGUGGUGGGCUUCUUGCACGUGUUCGCACACAUGAUGAUGAAGCUAGCACAGAUGCACCCUGACCCUGGACUCCGAAAUGGCGACUCCAGUCAGAUUGGUCUGUUGAAGGAGCUUCUGGAUCUGCAGAAGGACAUGGUGGUGAUGCUUCUCUCUCUAUUAGAGGGUAACGUUGUGAAUGGCACAAUCGCUCGCCAGAUGGUUGACAUGCUGGUUGAGUCAUCCAGCAACGUAGAGAUGAUUCUCAAGUUCUUCGACAUGUUCCUCAAACUGAAGGACAUUGUGGCAUCAGAUGCCUUCCGUGACUAUGUGACAGACCCUCGUGGUCUUAUCUCCAAGAAAGACUUCUCCAAGGCCAUGGACAGUCAGAAGCAGUACACUCCAUCUGAGAUCCAGUUCCUGCUGUCUUGCUCUGAAGCCGAUGAGAACGAGAUGAUCAAUUUUGAGGAGUUUGCCGAUCGCUUCCAAGAGCCAGCCAAAGACAUCGGCUUCAACAUUGCUGUGCUACUCACCAACCUCUCUGAGCAUGUUCCUCAUGACACUCGCUUGCAGAACUUUUUGGAGCAAGCUGAGAGUGUGCUGAACUACUUCCGACCCUUCCUGGGCCGUAUCGAGAUCAUGGGCGCCAGCAAGAGGAUAGAACGUAUCUACUUUGAAAUCAGCGAGGCCAACCGCAACCAGUGGGAGAUGCCUCAGGUCAGAGAGUCAAAGCGGCAGUUCAUCUUUGAUGUUGUCAAUGAGGGUGCUGAGUCUGAGAAGAUGGAGCUCUUUGUGAACUUCUGCGAGGACACCAUCUUUGAGAUGAACAUUGCCUCGCAGAUCUCAGAGCAGGAAGAGGAGGUGAUCGAAGAUGAGGAUGAAGAAAAUGAGGAGGAGAGCAGUGGUGGUGGAAAUGGAGAGGGAGAAGGAGAAGAAGGUAAUGGAGAAGCAGCACCACCUGAAACCAGCUCAGCCUUUGCAGACUUCAUCAAGAGCGUAAUGAACUUCAUUAGCCUCUUCACUUUCCGCAAUCUCAGGCGCCGUUACCGCAAAAUCAGGAAAAUGACCAUAAAGGACAUGAUUGUUGGUCUGGUCAUGUUCCUCUAUACUGUCCUCUUUGGCAUCCUGCACUUCAUCUACAGCGUCUGCAGAGGUUUCUUCAUGCUCAUCUGGAACACUCUCUUCGGAGGAGGUCUGGUGGAGGGAGCUAAGAAGAUGACAUUGACAGAGAUUCUGACUAACAUGCCCGACCCAACUCAAGAUGAGGUGCACGGUGACCUUCCACCUGAGCCAGGAGCAAGACAAGUACAAGAAUCAGGUGGAGCUGGUGAGGGAGAGGAGGGAACAGGAGGAGGAGAAGAGGAAGCAGAAGAAGGAGAGGAUGAUGAUGGUGGAAGACCUGGUUUUGGUCCUCCCGGCGGUUUAGGAGAUAUGGGAGAAACAGAGCCAGAGGAGCCUCCGACUCCAGAAGGCAGCCCACUCCUGAAGAGGAAGCUGGUGGUUGAAGAAGGAGAGGGAGAAGCAGUAGAAGCGGAGAAAGUUGAGGAAGAAGCAGUCCCUGAACCUGAAAAAGCAGAUGCUGAAAAUGGAGAAAAGUCAGAGAAGGAGGCAGAACCUGAGCCAGAGGAAAAACUAGAUGAAGAGCAAGAGGAGAAAAAAACAAAGGCUAAAGCAAAGAAAGGCAAGAAGCAAGAAGAAGAGGGCUUUGAACUCUGGAAUGAACUUGAAGUCCAAAGAAACAAGUUCAUGAAUUAUCUGUCUCGCAAUUUCUACAACCUACGCUUCCUGGCUCUCUUCAUCGCCUUUGCACUCAACUUCAUUCUGCUCUUCUACAAGGUAUCUGACAGCCCACCUGGAGAAGAGGAGGAGUUUGAGGGUUCGGCUAUGUUUGAGGGUUCUGGUGUAUUUGAGGGCUCUGCUGUGUUUGAAGGCUCUGGUGUGUUUGAGGGCUCCGGGAUCUUUGAGGGCUCUGCUGGAGAAGAUGAAGGUUCUGGAAUGGAGGAGAAUGGAGAGGAAGAUGAGGAAGAAGGGUUUGUCCACUACUUCCUGGAGGAGAGCACUGGAUAUAUGCAGCCUGCUUUGUCCUUCUUCUCUAUCUUACACACCGUCAUUUCCUUCCUAUGUAUCAUUGGCUACAACUGUCUGAAGGUUCCUUUGGUCAUCUUUAAGAGAGAGAAGGAACUGGCCCGUAAACUGGAGUUUGACGGUCUGUACGUAACUGAACAACCAGAAGAUGACGACAUCAAGGGCCAGUGGGACAGACUUGUCCUCAAUACACCGUCUUUCCCGAACAACUACUGGGACAAAUUUGUGAAGAGAAAGGUGCUAGAGAAGUAUGGCGAUAUCUACGGUAGAGAAAGAAUCGCUGAGCUGCUCGGCAUGGAUCUAGCAUCCCUUGAUGUCAGUGCUAUGACACACGAGAAGAAGCCUCAGAUUGAUCCCUCAAUGUUCACAUGGUUGACGUCUAUUGACAUCAAAUACCAAAUCUGGAAAUUUGGAGUGGUGUUCACUGAUAAUACGUUCCUGUAUCUGGUUUGGUAUAUGGUCAUGUCACUGCUUGGCCACUACAACAACUUUUUCUUCGCCUGUCAUCUGCUGGACAUCGCUAUGGGCGUCAAAACCCUGCGCACCAUCCUGUCCUCUGUAACUCACAAUGGCAAACAGCUGGUGAUGACGGUGGGUCUGCUGGCUGUGGUGGUCUACCUCUACACCGUGGUGGCCUUCAAUUUCUUCCGAAAGUUCUACAACAUGAGUGAGGAUGAAGACGAACCGGAUAUGAAGUGUGACGACAUGAUGACCUGUUAUCUGUUCCACAUGUACGUGGGUGUGCGAGCUGGUGGUGGUAUAGGAGAUGAGAUCGAGGAUCCAGCCGGAGACGAGUAUGAACUUUAUCGUGUGGUCUUUGACAUCACCUUCUUCUUUUUUGUCAUUGUCAUCCUGCUGGCCAUCAUUCAAGGUCUGAUCAUUGAUGCCUUUGGUGAGCUGAGAGAUCAGCAGGAGCAGGUCCGAGAGGACAUGGAGACUAAGUGUUUCAUUUGUGGAAUUGGAAGCGACUACUUUGACUCGACUCCGCAUGGCUUCGAGACGCAUACGAUGGAGGAGCACAAUUUAGCCAACUACAUGUUCUUCCUGAUGUAUUUAAUCAAUAAAGAUGAAACGGAGCACACAGGACAGGAGUCCUAUGUAUGGAAAAUGUACCAGGAGCGAUGCUGGGACUUCUUCCCAGCUGGUGACUGUUUCAGGAAGCAGUAUGAAGAUCAACUUGGCUAAUUCUACAGCCUUGAAAGUGUGUGUUUGUGUACAAGUAUAAUUUCAGGAAUGAGGGUCAAAGAGGGAAUUGUGAAAAAUAGCCAAAAGAAGGGAACAAGAGAUAAAUGACCGACUGUAGCCUUGAUUUGACUCUCACAACCCUCAUCUUCAGCCAACACAUCACACAGACCACACAAACUCACUCAUAAUACUUAAAACCUUUGAUUUCCCUGUGUUUGACUAAACGAGAGAGAAAAAGAACUAAGACUGAGCAUCAAAAGAAAGUUUUUUUUAAACUGUAUAUACACACUACAUGGCCUUUACCUAUCCACUAAGGACUUUUUAAAUCACAUCAAGCCAAAAUGAACAAACACCCCAAAACAAAGCCUUCCUUUCCUCUCUGUUUUGUCUGUCACUAUCAAUCUAAAAAAAUCUCAGUGCCUAAUGUUGAAUCUUAACAGUACAGUGAGGAUUUAAGUAUGAUUUUAUUGAUAGUCUGUAGCGAUCGAUCUUUUUAUGUGUAGAGUAGCUGUCUAGAUCUUUUAAUUUUAGCGUAUAUAAAUAAAGCUUUGUUUAUGUUUAUUUAUUCACGUAUACCACAGAAAUAUAGCCAUAUGAGUGGUAGCAUCCUGCUCUGUGACUUGUAUAUAGAGCAUUUUGACAAAUAUCAAGCCAGGCUUUUUCCCUGGCGCAUCGAGCGAAUGUGAGAAUGCGUGCAACAAAACAUCUUAAUACCAUUUUAUUCUCGGGAGGAAAGUAGUACAACCCCAAUAUUUCUCUCCCGCCUCUGUUUCAAGUUUCAGAGAAUUACAAAUGGUCUCACGAGAAGUUUUAACUUUGUAAAAAUGUGAAACCACCUGUUUUGCACUCUAGAGUCUUAUAAUGGGACGCUGUAUCCAUGUCAAGCACACACUUCCAUGGAGUCCUGCUACACAAUGCUGUAUUACAAAUAUAAAGAGUUGGAGAGAGUUUGUGGGUCAUUCGUUUCAUUAAAAACCUCCUCUCUAAAUUUACAAGGCGAUGUCCUUUUACUCUGAUUAUGGGACAGAAGUACUAUCAUGACUAUAUGCACAGUAUUAUUUAGGUUGCUAUACUGUCAUUUAAGACUUUGACGUGAACUAUGCUGUGUCAUUCAGAUAGCAAGACUGCAACUUACUUUAUUCACUUAAACACAUAGAUGAUAUAUUUUUGUUGGAGCUCUAAAUAAUUAAGACACUCUGAACUCAUUAUGUCACAAGUGAGUAUUUAUUAUGUACCUUUU
This is a messenger RNA of Onychostoma macrolepis, 16796 nucleotides long. It is a transcript of the gene ryr1b, whose product is annotated as ryanodine receptor 1b (skeletal). Gene Ontology annotation, biological process: intracellular calcium ion homeostasis; calcium ion transmembrane transport. Gene Ontology annotation, cellular component: Z disc; smooth endoplasmic reticulum; calcium channel complex. Lineage: Eukaryota; Metazoa; Chordata; Actinopteri; Cypriniformes; Cyprinidae. Gene Ontology annotation, molecular function: ryanodine-sensitive calcium-release channel activity; protein binding. The record is from RefSeq and is a predicted model, not a curated record.